This is a messenger RNA of Emiliania huxleyi CCMP1516, 1083 nucleotides long. RefSeq lists its product as hypothetical. Lineage: Eukaryota; Haptophyta; Isochrysidales; Noelaerhabdaceae. The transcript has a single exon. Gene Ontology annotation, molecular function: protein binding. The record is from RefSeq and is a predicted model, not a curated record. The coding region runs from base 1 to 1083 and encodes 360 amino acids.
AUGCCGGAGCUGCGAUCGGAGGUGGCCUGCCAGCCGCGUUAUGUGAACAAUGCACGCAUUCAGGGAAACGUCGACAAAGGCUGGUCGGUCAACGUCACCAUGCGCGGCGUGAUCGGCGCCUUCUCGCCCGCCGACUUUGAACGGGAAGGAAGUGCCGCAAUCCUUGGAACGCCCGUCCCGGACAGAGUCUCGAUCUGUGCCAACAAGGUGCGGGAGGGCCAGGCGUCCCUCAUCAUGUGGGAGCGCACCGAGCUGGCGUCAUGGCUGUACGACCACCGAUACCCAGAGCGGUGUCGCGACUGGGAGUUCUCGCCCGGCGUGCAGUUUGACAGCAAAAAGACUCAGUACUUCCUUGCCGUGAACAAGUCGGUGGGCUGGCCGCUCUUCUCCUCCAUACAGCACUACAUCCUCUGGCUCCGAAGCCAGGCGCCGGCCAACGUCCUGCAGACCAUCGCCGAGCGGGAGCUGAAACGAGGCUCUGCGUGCCCAGCUCCCGAGACACGGUCGACGCCCACGCUCACCUUCAAGUCGCAAGAAGGGGUGUUUGUUACCUUUGGGACCUGCGUCGGGCUAGCCGUUCUCAUCAGCCUCUACGAAGCGUACAAGCUGCAGAAACGGAAGCAGGCGACGGCAAAGGAGGGGCUAGCGGCCACGAAAAUUCAGCGGGUGGCGCGUGGCAAGGCUGGGCGGAACUACUCCAACGAAAAGGCAUCGACAGACCGGGCGCGUGUCGAUCGUGCUGAUUCCAAGUCCCGCGGUGUCAUGACAGACACGGAGCUUCUGCGCGAGCUACUGAGAGACUUUGAUGGCUUUAGAGCAACCCUCGAUGACUUUGGCACUGUCAAACGCGGACUGACUCGGAUCGAGGACAUGAUCGCGAGCAUCGCGGCACCGAGCCUCGCCGCCAAUUCCAUUGCGGACAGGUCCCAGCGGAGCAGGGCCACAGCUCCGGCGCUUGAGGGCACCGAGGUCAGUUCGAGCGCAACGACGCGCUUCCGGGUGUACAAUGCAUCGCGACCUGGCGCGAGAGACAUGCCACGCCUCGCGCUGCGUCGCAACAGCCAUGGUGCCGGCGAGGACUAG